Messenger RNA from Helianthus annuus (common sunflower), 1211 nucleotides. RefSeq names its product probable membrane-associated kinase regulator 6. The transcript is spliced from 2 exons. NCBI's taxonomy places the organism in Eukaryota, Viridiplantae, Streptophyta, Magnoliopsida, Asterales, Asteraceae. The record is from RefSeq and is a predicted model, not a curated record. The coding region runs from base 70 to 768 and encodes 232 amino acids.
CACCACAAGCAAAUUGAUAAACAUUUCCCUUGGAUCUCAAAUCUUUCACACUCUAGCUAGUUAUCCAACAUGGAAACUUCAGAAUCACUUUCAAUUGAGAGCUUCUCAUACAGUUGGUUAGUGAACCGAAAACCAUCUUUUGAAAGCCCAAAAGGUUCCUUUAGAGACUCUUUGGAUGCAUUUGAUGAAUCUAAUUUCAUUGAAAUGGACCCAAAACUUUCUGCCUCCAAAAGAUUUCUUGUUUUUCAUCAAGAUUUCAACUUUGAUCUACCAACACUGCAGCCUCUUGUUCAUGCCGAUGAACUCAUCUCUAACGGGAUUCUUGUUCCUCUUUUUUUGAAGCCAUUGGAUAUUGGAAUUUAUGAUUCCAAUUCCAAUUCCCGUAAUCCAGCCUCGUCCGCCCUUGAGAAACCAUGUUCCUAUCCGAGAAGUCAGUCUUUAUCUUUUAGAAGGUAUAAAAGAUUGCCAAAGAGAGUGAUCCAAAAGUAUUUGCGGUUGCUUAGAUUGAUUUGGCUCAAAAUGAGAAGAGGAAGAUGUGAUACGGGUGAAGUAAAGAGAGCCGAGAACUGGGAAUUUUCAAGCGCUCUGGAGUCGUAUGGUUCAGAUAAUUGGUCAAGAUCAUGGGUGUUUGAGAGUGCCCAAAACGGCACGUUGUCUCCUAGGACAAGUGAAGCAUGUGGUGUGGAUAACUGGAGACGAUCUUGUGAUUCUGAGAGCUCAAUUUAUGAGGCAGUUCUUCACUGCAAGAAAACCAUUGGCUGCAAAUAAAGGUGUGACAAGAAGACAGAAGAUGCCAAGAUGUGUACAAUUUGUAGAAAAUUAAACUGAUAAUUACUUCCUUAUGGGAUAUGAUUCCCCAGAAGGAAAUAUUACUCAGUCUAAGGUUUUAAUUCGUAGUCGUUACAUUCAUCAUGUCAUUAACAGUCCAAAUUAUGUUCUAAGGGAUUCAUAAUCCGUGUCUUAAAACAAUAUUUGGAUGAUUUCUUUUCAAGUUUUAUUAAGGGUUACUGAUAUUAGCCGGUUCUUUGGAUAUUAAAGAAUCCGAGCUAGAUUGUUUUGUUUUGUCAAGUAUAAGAGGACUCCGUUUGCUACAAAAGGCUUGUUCUACCCUACCAAUAAGUAUAGUUGUAUCAUGUAUGUGUAAUCACAAGCGUUGGGCGGAUAUCUACCCGACAAUUCGAUCAUUCAAUAACAACCCCAUGUUUUUACGA